AUUUCCAAAAAUAGAAAUCAUUUCAACUAUAUAUUAGAAAAACAAAAGAAAAACCAUACCGUUUCCUUCAUGAAAACAGAUUAAUUUACCUGGCGUCUCCCUCUGACCAUUUCCCACGACGACUCAACGGAAAAAUAGAGGUCGUCUGCCCUAACUCACACAAAUCUCUACCGGGAAAUUCGGCGAUAUAGUCGGAGAGCUUUCGAGUGACGGAGUGAGUACACAGAAAUUUUGAGAGGGAAUUUGUGGGUCGAAGAACAAUCGAGCAUGUGGAGCCUUUUCGCAUGGCUGAUUUCAUUCUUUGUCAUUAUUUCUCUCCUUGUUAUUGUCGUUUAUCAGCUUAUGUGCUUGGCAGAUCUAGAGUUUGAUUACAUCAACCCAUAUGACUCUGCAGCUCGGAUAAACCAAGUAGUCUUUCCAGAAUUUAUAAUACAAGGAGGACUUUGCCUCCUUUUUCUCCUAACCGGCCAUUGGAUUAUGGCACUUUUAUGUAUGCCAUACCUUUACUACAACAUCAAAAUGUACACGAACAACCAGCACCUGGUUGAUGUAACGGAGAUCUUUAAUUUACUAAAUUGGGAAAAGAAGAAACGUCUCAUCAAACUGGGAUAUCUUUUGUUCAUCCUCUUCCUUUCAUUAUUCUGGAUGAUAUGGACUACGUUGGACGAUGAUGAACACUACUAGGACAUUAUUAGUUUUUCUUCUUUCGAAGUCUUGCAACAUAUGAACGACUUGUAGCCUGAUCCAGCACCUGGUUUUCCUUUUUACUGCUACUAAAUGAAGUGUUUCUGGCUUCGGCUACAAGUUCACUAGGCACGCUCAAUUUUUAUUCCAUGAAAUGGAAUUAUUGUGUAUUAACAUGUCCCCAUGAUAUUAAUUCUCAUAUGUUUUUCCAUCGACAUUUUUAGGGUUAAUGCUUAAUGAUGAAGCCUUUUUCUCGCUUAUUUUCUUUUUCUUUUCCUGUUUCUUUAAGUUCUAUCGCUAGCUUCGGCAGAUGCCUGUUGACCGUAAUAUAUACAUUAAUACAACUAAUCCAAGUUCUAUCAGCUCAAUAAUCCAAGUCCUAGAGUAUUGUAUACAAUGUGGUAUGACAACUGUGAUAGAAUACUUCAACCUUGACCUAAUUAUAUAUAUAUAUAUAUAUAUAUAUAUAAAAAAAACUUGAGUUAUCCAAUU
Amaranthus tricolor (Joseph's coat) is the source of this 1176-nucleotide messenger RNA. RefSeq names its product protein cornichon homolog 4. The transcript has 4 exons. The record is from RefSeq and is a predicted model, not a curated record. Gene Ontology annotation, biological process: vesicle-mediated transport. Bases 268 to 684 code for a protein of 138 amino acids. NCBI's taxonomy places the organism in Eukaryota, Viridiplantae, Streptophyta, Magnoliopsida, Caryophyllales, Amaranthaceae.